AUGAAGAACGUAGGCCCUGAAGUCACUGCAGGGGCAGGACCUCUCUGCAUGUCAGGCCUGCUUCUCAUCACUGUUUUUCUGUGUUCUUCCCCUCUGCUUUCCAAUGCAACCAGCUGGACGGUGCUGCAGGGAAGGAUUGGGCGCCCAGAGAACCCGUUCCGAGUGGCCCUGGAAUACAUCUCCAGUGGAAACCGAAGCUUGUCUGCAGUGGACUUCUUUGCCCUGAAGAACUGCAGUGAAGGAACGUCCCCAGGCUCCAAGAUGGCCUUGCAGAGUUCCUUCACUUGCUGGAACGGGACAGUCCUCCAGCUUGGGCAGGCCUGCGACUUCCACCGGGACUGCAACCAGGGAGAAGACGAGGGUCAGCUGUGCAGUAAACUGCCUGCUGGUUUUUACUGCAACUUCGAGGAUGGCUUCUGUGGCUGGACCCAAGGUGCAGUCUCGCCCCACAGGCCCCGAUGGCAGGUCAGGACCCUAAAGGAUGCCUGGUUCCCGGACCACCAAGGCCACGCCCUGUUGCUCAGCACCACGGACGUCCCCACUUCUGAAAGUGCUACGGUGACCAGUGCUACGUUUCCUGCACCCAUGAAGAGUUCUCCGUCCAACCUCUGA
Equus caballus (horse) is the source of this 612-nucleotide messenger RNA. Lineage: Eukaryota; Metazoa; Chordata; Mammalia; Perissodactyla; Equidae. The record is from RefSeq and is a predicted model, not a curated record.